This is a messenger RNA of Fraxinus pennsylvanica, 1329 nucleotides long. The record is from the annotation of a GenBank genome assembly. NCBI's taxonomy places the organism in Eukaryota, Viridiplantae, Streptophyta, Magnoliopsida, Lamiales, Oleaceae.
AUGCAUGUGGUUCCUCCUCCUACGCAGCGCACCGAUCCGUUACCCGGAUCUACAAACGGGUCUGAUGCACUCCGAAUUUACCAGACUUGGAAAGGAAGCAAUAAAUUUUUUCUUCAGGGAAGGUUUAUAUUUGGGCCAGAUGUGAGGUCAUUGGCACUCACUAUUUUCUUGAUUGUGGCUCCUGUCACCUUGUUUUGUGUAUUUGUUGCUAGAAAGCUGGUGGAUGAUUUUUCACAUCACUGGGGAAUAUCAAUAAUGGUUAUUGCUAUUGUUUUCACAUUUUAUGAUUUAAUUCUUCUCCUGCUAGCUUCUGGAAGAGAUCCGGGUAUAAUUCCUCGUAAUGCGCACCCCCCCGAACCUGAAAGCUAUGAAGGAAAUACAGAAGGAACCCCCCAGUUACGCUUGCCUCGCAUUAAGGAAGUUGAUGUUAAUGGGAUUACUGUGAAGAUUAAGUAUUGCGACACCUGCAUGCUUUACAGACCUCCCCGCUGCUCUCACUGUUCAAUAUGCAAUAACUGUGUUGAGCGAUUUGACCAUCACUGCCCUUGGGUUGGCCAAUGCGUUGGACUGAGGAAUUACCGGUUCUUCUUCAUGUUUGUCUUCUCGACGACUCUACUUUGUAUAUAUGUUUUUGGUUUCUGCUGGGUUUACAUAAAAAGGAUCAUGGAUUAUGAACGGACAUCAAUAUGGAAAGCGCUGAUCAAGACCCCUGCUUCCAUUGUUCUAGUCGUCUACACCUUUAUAUCAGUUUGGUUUGUUGGUGGUCUUACUGCAUUCCAUCUGUUUCUCAUCAGUACAAAUCAGACAACUUAUGAGAAUUUUAGGUAUAAAUAUGAUCGACGUGCCAAUCCCUAUAACAAAGGAGUUAUUCAGAACUUCAAGGAGAUACUUUGCAGUCCUACUCCUCCAUCUAAGAACAAUUUUAGGACAAAGGUCCCUGCAGAACCUGCUUUACCUGCCCGAACUGUCAGCGGGGGUUUCGUUAGUCCAAAUAUGGGGAAAGCUGCAGAUGAGAUUGAGAUGGGUAGGAAGGCGGUAUGGGGAGAUGUUGGUCCAGUGUUAGAUCAUCAUGAAGGGCGAUUGUCUGAAAAUGAUGGCUUAAACAGCAAAGAUGGUGGAUUAGGAGAAAUGUCCCCAGAGAUAAGGACUACUGUGGAUGAGGGUGAUCAUGCUGGAAUACAUCAUAGGAGAUCCAGUUGGGGAAGGAAAAGUGGAAACUGGGAAAUGUCGCCUGAGAUUCUGGCUUUGGCAUCUAGAAUGGGAGAACCAAACCGAACAGGUGGUGGUGGGAGCAGCAACAUCUCUCGACCAUCCGAACCUAAGUUGUAA